Molecule: messenger RNA, 402 nt
Organism: Lachancea fermentati
Lineage: Eukaryota; Fungi; Ascomycota; Saccharomycetes; Saccharomycetales; Saccharomycetaceae
Source: the annotation of a GenBank genome assembly
AUGUCCUGCCGCACGUUCCAGCACCAAUUCUCCUCGCCCCUGGGCGCAACCUUCUCGCUGCUCGCAACGGUCCCCGCAGAGUCGCAUGCGGAUCGCGCUACCCCAAUCUCGCUCGUGAUAUCAGCCGGGCCCCCAUCCCAGCCGCAGCCGCUCACGGCCUACGUGUACGCGAUCGCCGCACGUGACGGCCGUGUGCUGUCGACCGUGCUCCUCGACACUCCAGACGACGCAAUCCGCGAAACUGCCACUCGUCUGUGCAAGUUGUGCACCUCCAAGCUGCACCGUCCGUGCUACUUGUCGUUCGCCAGCGCCGGCGGCGCCGCCGCCGGCGCGUCACUCGACACGGAGGCGCUGCUCAUAUGCAAGCAAACUUUGGGGUUCGUCGCUGACCUCGGCGCGUAA